Seriola aureovittata is the source of this 3603-nucleotide messenger RNA. It is a transcript of the gene mapk12b, whose product is annotated as mitogen-activated protein kinase 12b. Gene Ontology annotation, biological process: protein phosphorylation; intracellular signal transduction. The coding region runs from base 189 to 1271 and encodes 360 amino acids. The transcript has 18 exons. Gene Ontology annotation, molecular function: ATP binding; MAP kinase activity. NCBI's taxonomy places the organism in Eukaryota, Metazoa, Chordata, Actinopteri, Carangiformes, Carangidae. Gene Ontology annotation, cellular component: nucleus; cytoplasm. The record is from RefSeq and is a predicted model, not a curated record.
CUUGCGACCCUACGAGGCGCACAAGUGGUCGGCUGGUUCAUCUGGAGGAAUUUAUAUUUAGUCUUCACUGUGGGACUGGCUGCGCGUCUUGGAAGUUUACGAUAACUAAAAAUAAAAAAAAACCGUUAUUUCUGCACAUGAGCGGACCCACUUCCUGAGCUCAGCCUUGUCGAGUCGGUAGGGACGGUAUGGCUGUGCGGUCCAGGACGGGAUUCUACCGGCAGGAGGUAAACAGAACUGUGUGGGAGGUUCCGGAGAGGUACCGGGACUUGAAGCAGGUCGGGACAGGAGCGUAUGGAACAGUGUGUUCAGCAUGGGACCGCCGGACAGGGACGCAGGUGGCCAUCAAGAAACUCCACCGGCCCUUCCAGUCCAAACUUUUUGCCAAAAGGGCAUACAGAGAGCUGCGACUCCUCAAACACAUGAAGCAUGAAAAUGUGAUUGGUCUGCUGGAUGUUUUCACUGCUGAAAUCUCAUUGGACCGUUUACGUGACUUUUACCUGGUGAUGCCGUUCAUGGGCACUGACCUGGGGAAGCUGAUGAAGCUGGAGAGGUUAUCGGAGGACAGAGUGCAGUUCCUCGUCUAUCAGAUGCUGAAAGGACUCAAGUAUAUCCAUUCCGCAGGGAUCAUCCACAGGGACCUUAAACCUGGAAAUUUGGCCAUUAACCCAGACUGCGAGUUAAAGAUUCUUGACUUUGGCCUGGCGAGGCAGGCGGACACAGAAAUGACCGGCUACGUUGUGACACGCUGGUACCGAGCACCUGAGGUCAUCCUCAACUGGAUGCACUACACACAAACUGUGGAUAUCUGGUCUGCAGGUUGCAUCAUGGCAGAGAUGCUGCUGGGAAAGCCGCUGUUCAAGGGAAGCGAUCACCUGGACCAACUCAGAGAAAUCAUGAAGAUGACAGGAACUCCAACUGCUGACUUUGUUGUGAAGCUACAGAGCCAAGAUGCCAAAAACUACAUCAGAAAUCUACCAAAAGUGCCAAAAAAAGAUUUGCACUCUGUUUUCUCCAAAGCUAGCCCAAAUGCCGUGUGUGUCUUGGAAAAGAUGCUGCUCCUGGACCCUGAGAGGAGGGUGAGCGCCGCGGAGGCGCUGGACCUGCCUUUCUUUAGCGAUUUCAGAGACACAGAGGAGGAGACUGAGGCGCUGCCCUACGAUCAGACCAUGGACAACACAGACCUGCCGCUGGACCAGUGGAAACGUCACACUUUCACAGAGAUACUGACCUUCAGGCUGCCCCGGGACUCAAAGGAGACGUCACUUUAAGACCAAACAGACACACACAUUGUGCACACAUACCUCUGCACACACAUUUUUACAUUUCUUUGUAUUUGUAUAGGAGUGAGGGAUUUGUUGUUAGUUUGUUUUUUUAAGUUUUUGCUUUUAAUAAAUGUGAUUUGCUCAAUUGUUAAGAAGCUCAGUUGUCAUUUUAGUGUUUGUGUGCCAGAUUAUUUUGUCCAUCAAUGUGUAGCCCUCAUGUUUAAAUCCAAGCUAACUGCGUCUGUGUCCUUAAACUCAGUGUGUCCAUUGUGCAACUGUUUUUUCAUCUGUUUGCAUUUUGAUCAUUUACUCUGAUAAUGGACAUUAAUUCUGGUACUACGGGGCGAGGUCACCAGUCGUACAGUACCAAGCUGAAUGCUGGAAGGGCAGAAGUGAAUAAUAUGCUUACACACAAAUCAUAUCAGCUUCUACAGCUGGACUGCACGACUACUUCUCUAAUCUUAUUUUAGGUGUUUACUCUGUAGCUUAUUCUAUUAAAUUUUGUUUGUAAUAAUAUGUCUGUUUUGCAUUAUAAAUCAUAACUUGAAUGCAACAUAUUCCCUUUAGAGUGAUCAGAACUGUGACAUUUCCUUUUGGGGCUCACUCUCCGAACCAUUAAACUAUCCAAAGCAUUCUCUCAAGCCGACUCUGAGCCAGAAACUCAAAGGCAGGAGCACUGCUGCUAUAUGUUCCUUAACUCUUCCAUGGACUCCCCUCUCAUCUGGACAACUGAGGAACAAUUUGCUAGUAAAUAUUUGUAGCUGAAGAAAAUCCGGAAAAAUAGCCAAACGUUUACACUCUGGGUCACAAUCUAAGCAAUGGAUUUCUCAUUAGAGUGACUAAGAGGGCAGAUGUGUUUCCUCUCGGCUCUCUCCGAUAAGAGCUGUUUGCCUGCUGAUGUUGACUGGCUGUGCAGCGCCAGUUGUCUAUUUCCUGGUGGCCUUACACUACACGUUCUUACAGGACAAUGGAAAAUAACUACACAUCUAAACAAAACGGAGGACAUUCAAAUCUCAGCAGACUUUUGUUGCUGCUGUUUCUGGCAGGCCUUCAGCCAGCACUGUCUUCAGAUGGAGAGCAGCCUGAACUAGAUGACGAUGACGAUGACAAAGGAGUGAAAGUAUCGAUUGUGGGUCCGGACUAUGUAACUGUGGGCGUGCCAAGCAGCAUUGAGUGCGACGCCAAAUGUCCUGCAUGUACCUACUCUAUGUCUUUGGAUGGCCAGAGUGCCCAGGGUCAGGGCAAUGUACUAGCCUUCACUGUAAGCAGUUGGGUGGAGGCUUUAACAGUGACAUGUACAGCCACAAAUGAACACACAGAGUUGACUGCCACCGCAACAAAGCAGCUGCAGGUGUUAGCUGGGCCUGCCAACAUUUCCAUCUCAGGCCCUGAUUUGAUGAAUCCAUCAGUGAGCCACACCUACAGCUGCCACGCCUACUGUCAGCCAUCUUGUGCCUACACCUGGAAGGCAGACAAUGGUCCAUGGAUUAGUGGUCAGGGGAAUGUGAUUUCUGUCACUCCUCAGGAGAUGGACAGCUACAAAUUUCUGAUCUGUAAAGCCACCAAUAGUGUGUCGGGGCUGUUCGUCACUGCAACUCGAAACAUAACUGUAACAACGGGUCCAUCACACGUCCAGAUCAAAGGCUCCAACAUGAUCAAAAUCGGAGAAAAGUAUAAGUUCGUGUGUACAGCUGAAUGUCAGCCAUCUUGUCGCUACGUAUCGUAUGUGGACACUCUGACCCUGAGGGGCAAUGUGAUUGAGAUGACAGUGGAUCAUCCUCUCAAAUCUGUCACUCUCAAGUGUGAAGCACAAAACACUGCUUCGAGGAAGACAGCCACAGUUUUAAAAACUGUACAAAUACAAGGUACAGGGUCAGAUCGCAACCUGUCCGCUCGUCCUGAAGUGACUUCAGCAGUGCUGCUGCUGGCCUUCAUCAUUUCUGCUGCCUCUUUACUGUGAUCCAAUGCAGACAGGUUCUGUGAAUGAUUUUGUGACAAAGAAAGGUGACUGAAUUGUGGCGUAGUAAUGACUCAUACACCAGCAUCUCACUCUGCAUGCAGUUCUUUUACAUUUGUCUCACAUGUUGACAGUGGGCUGAACCCUGUUUGCACUUUGUAGUAAGUUACGUGGAACGGUACUUCAAUAUCAAAGCGUGGAGAAGGAAGUGAGCACAUUUACUGCCAGGAUUUGUUGAUCUGUGAAGAUAUUUGUAAGAGUCUUCUACACUAAUACAGUUGAAAUGUUGACACAUACGUUUCUGUCUAUACAUAAUUAAAAUGCACUUUUAUAACAAGACUCAGACACCUAUGGGACAAAACAAUAAAAAUGUUAAAUAAA